This is a messenger RNA of Rattus norvegicus (Norway rat), 2905 nucleotides long. NCBI's taxonomy places the organism in Eukaryota, Metazoa, Chordata, Mammalia, Rodentia, Muridae. The record is from RefSeq and is a predicted model, not a curated record.
AGCAUAAGGGCUCAGAAAGGAGGGGAUUGGAGAGAGAGUUCCCUCCCGCCUGCCACCCCAUGACUUCUCCCCUGACCCCUCCUUCUCAUUAAAAGAACACAGGUCGGAAGUGGGGUUAGGAGAGGUCUGGGAGGAAAGGCAGGUGGUGGGGAGGAGCCAGCAUCUGAGGCCUGGGGAGCUGCUGUGACUAGGAGGACCUUUCUGGGACAAACCUGUAUAUUGCUGGGGCUGGAGAACUGGCUGUCUCAACUGCGAAGCACAGAUCGUUUUUACCUCGAUAAGGGGGUCAGAAGACAGAAGAAAAUAUGUAGUUCUAAAUCCCAAGGCCACCUCAGGACAUUGAGCUCAGGAGAAGGAACCCAACCAAGAGUGUGCAUAUACUUUGAGACCACACUUCAGACUCCUCUUCUGGCUUCUUAACUCAGUUAGCUUAGAACAUAACUCUGUUAACUCGAUGCCCCUGUGCCAUGACCUCUGAGGUAGAGAGCUCGGGUAACUGACAGUGGCCCCAAAGGCCUGUCAUUCUCCAGACUUUUGACCCGGAGACCCGGACCCCACUGGAUGCUCUGCGUUACUGAGGGCUUGCGUGCGUGCCUUUCGGAGACGAGGAACAGCUGACAUGUGUGAGCCAUUAGCCCUGUCUGCUCUCCUUGGCACAUUGUAGAGCCCCAGGGAGUUUCCCUUUUAAAGAGGUGGCCCUUCGAAGCUGGAGGACUGAGGAGCAGGCUGUCUCUCUCUGGGUUUCAGCCGCAGGACUGAAGCCACCUUCUCACCCCUGACCUGCGUGUGCUGUGGCCACCACGGAGGUGUCAAGGCAGCUGUGGAAGCAGAUCCCUGAGGAACCUUGAAAUGUUGAUCAUCUGGUGGUUCUGGUCUCUGCUGGCCAUCUGUGCUUCUGACUCCUUCCGGAACCAGGCGGAGAACAUCAUGAGAACCACACCGGUCAUUGACGGGCACAACGACUUGCCUUGGCAAAUGCUCACUCUGUUCAACAAUCAGCUCCGGAAAUCAGAGGCCAACCUGAGCGCGCUAGCGGAAACACACACCAACAUCCCCAAGCUGAGGGCUGGCUUCGUGGGAGGCCAGUUCUGGUCCGCAUACAUGCCUUGUGACACCCAAAACAAAGAUGCCGUGAAAAGAAUAUUGGAACAGAUUGAUGUCAUACAUCGCAUGUGCCAGCUCUAUCCUGAGACCUUCGAGUGUGUCACCAAUAGUUCAGACAUCCUACAGGCGUUUCGGAGGGGGAAAGUGGCCAGUCUGAUUGGCGUGGAAGGUGGCCACUUGAUUGACAGCAGCCUGGGUGUUCUGCGGACACUCUACCAUCUGGGCAUGCGGUACCUGACCCUUACGCACAACUGCAACACACCCUGGGCCGACAAUUGGCUAGUGGACAAAGGAGACGACGAGGCUGAGAGCCAAGGACUGUCGCCCUUUGGGAAGCUUGUGCUGAAUGAGAUGAACCGUCUGGGUGUCAUGAUUGACUUGUCCCACGUGUCUGUGGCCACCAUGAAGGACGCUUUGCAGCUAUCCAAGGCACCGGUAAUCUUCAGCCACUCCUCUGCCUACAGCGUGUGUCCACACAGGCGGAAUGUGCCUGACGAUGUGCUGCAGCUGGUGAAGAGCACAAACAGUUUGGUGAUGGUGAACUUCUAUAACCAGUUCGUGUCCUGCUCAGACAGCGCCACCUUGUCCCAAGUGGCUGACCACCUGGACCACAUCAAGAAGGUGGCAGGCGCAGGGGCUGUGGGCCUUGGAGGAGAUUAUGAUGGUGUUACCAACCUUCCUGUGGGACUGGAGGAUGUCUCUAAGUACCCAGACCUGAUAGCAGAGCUUCUCAGGAGGAACUGGACAGAAACCGAGGUCAGAGGCCUGCUGGCUGAAAACCUGCUUCGGGUCUUCUCUGCAGUGGAACUGGUAAGCAAUAUCAUGCAAGUUCCUGAGGAAGAGACUAUCCCUGUGGAGAAGCUGGAUGGCUCCUGCAGGACAUUCUAUGGCCACUCAAGGGCCCCCAGCAUCCACUUGCAGAUAGGGGCCCUGUUGGCCUCUCUGGCUUCCCUGGUCUUCAGUCUGCAUCUUCUGUGACAUCCCAAGGACCAGAACCUCCUCCAGUGCUCUCUGAGCUCAGGAAGACUGAGCAGGCUCAAAGUCCCUGUUGUCCAUGCCAAACCACAUCCUUUCCUGAAGAAGCAGUGGGCUUACCUGGGGACAGCUCAAGACACAGGCACGCAAUAAACACAAUGUCCUUUAAGUGCUAAGUAGGCAUCUCAGCCCUGGAAGGUUCGUCUGAGCAUGGAGAGAGCAGAUUUUGUGAGAACAGCUCUGGGUCAAAAGGACACAGGAGCACCUGAGUUCUUGGAGGGGAGGACUGGAAGGAACCCAGAGGUCUGCAGAGGGUCUCAUGUGAGCAGUGACUAGUUUGAAAUGUCAUGGUUCAUGUUUCAGUGGCUACCUUCCCCCCAUUGCUGUGCAUGUACCACAUGCACACAAUCCCCUCGCCCCUACACACAUGUACUUAUGUGCACACAGCCACAAACGAAGACACUCAGAUGCACAUCUAUAUCACACACAGGCGCAUGCACUCUGCUGACACAUACCAUAGGAGAGUCACACAUAUCUAUCUGGGUUCUGUAGUGCUGGGAAGGGACCCAGGUAAUCUGAAUUUGGUCUAAUCUUGGAAGGUAGGCUCCAGAUAGGAUGGGUGCCUGCACUCACGGGGGUAUCCCACACAGCUAUCAGCAGGUUUUUUCCAGAUUCACAAGGCUUAUGGUUAUCUUCUGUGUGUUACCUAGCACGGUUGGCAGUGUGAAGCAGGGUGCCAGGCUUUCCAGUGAGGACAUUCAAGGAUGAGUCUUGUGAAUAAACUUGUGAGGGACAGCGUGAAGCAGCUCCCCUGAAUGGCCAAUGA